AGUAACAGUUGAUUGUAAUGUCAGUGCAGUCCAAUUUACAGGCUGGAGCAGCAGCUGCAUUCUGCAUUUCCCUGAAGUAUUCCAUGACUUCCACUCCUUGCAAACUUUAUCAUCUUUGUUGCAGUGAGUCAGAAAUCAAUAUGCAGAGCAAGGGUACAAUCAUAAGCAUCCAAUUUCUCUUGCGGUUUCUUCUGCUCUGGGUGCUCAUUGGGAAGUCACACACGGAGGAAGACAUCAUAAUUACAACCAAGAAUGGAAAAGUCAGAGGGAUGAACUUGCCAGUUCUUGAUGGCACGGUGACAGCCUUUCUGGGAAUUCCCUAUGCACAGCCACCUGUUGGUAGACUUCGAUUCAAAAAGCCACAAUUCUUGACCAAGUGGUCCGAUAUUUGGAAUGCCACAAAAUAUGCAAAUUCUUGCUAUCAGAAUGCAGAUCAAAGUUUCCCAGGCUUCCCUGGAUCAGAGAUGUGGAACCCAAACACUGAUCUCAGUGAAGACUGUUUAUACCUGAAUGUGUGGAUUCCAACACCUAAACCAAAAAAUGCUACUGUAAUGAUAUGGAUCUAUGGAGGUGGUUUUCAAACCGGAACAUCAUCUUUACCUGUUUAUGAUGGCAAGUUUCUGGCUUGGGUUGAAAGAGUUAUUGUAGUUUCAAUGAACUAUAGGGUGGGUGCCCUAGGAUUCUUAGCUUUACCAGGAAAUCCUGAGAUACCAGGGAACAUGGGCUUAUUUGAUCAACAGUUGGCACUACAGUGGGUCCAAAAAAAUAUAGCAGCCUUUGGUGGAAAUCCUAAAAGCGUAACUCUCUUUGGAGAAAGUGCAGGGGCGGGUUCAGUUAGCCUUCAUUUACUUUCUCCUAGAAGCCAGCCAUUGUUUACCAGAGCCAUUCUGCAAAGUGGAUCCUCUAAUGCCCCUUGGGCAGUAAUGUCUCUGGAUGAAGCCAAGAACAGAACACUGACCUUAGCUAAAUUUAUUGGUUGCUCUAAAGAAAAUGACACAGAGAUCAUCAAAUGCCUUCGAAACAAAGAUCCCCAGGAAAUUCUACUGAAUGAACUAUUGGUUGUCCCCUCUGAUACUCUUUUAUCUGUAAACUUUGGUCCAGUCGUGGAUGGUGAUUUUCUCACUGAUAUGCCGGACACACUGCUCCAACUUGGACAGUUCAAAAAAACCCAGAUCUUGGUGGGUGUUAAUAAAGAUGAAGGGACAGCAUUUUUAGUAUAUGGUGCUCCUGGUUUCAGCAAAGAUAAUGACAGUAUCAUAACUAGAAAAGAAUUUCAAGAAGGUUUAAAAAUAUAUUUUCCAGGAGUGAGUGAAUUUGGAAGGGAAGCGAUUCUUUUUUAUUAUGUGGACUUGUUAGAUGAUCAGAGAGCUGAAAAGUACCGUGAGGCCUUGGAUGAUGUUCUUGGGGAUUACAAUAUCAUAUGCCCUGCUUUGGAGUUCACCACAAAAUUCUCAGAAUUGGGAAAUAAUGCCUUUUUCUACUAUUUUGAACACCGAUCUUCCCAACUUCCUUGGCCAGAAUGGAUGGGAGUGAUGCAUGGUUAUGAAAUUGAGUUUGUCUUUGGUUUGCCUCUGGAAAGAAGAGUUAACUACACAAGAGCUGAGGAAAUUUUGAGCAGAUCCAUCAUGAACUACUGGGCAAAUUUUGCAAAAUAUGGAAAUCCAAAUGGAACCCAGAACAACAGCACACGAUGGCCUGCCUUCAGAAGCACCGAUCAAAAAUAUUUAACCUUGAAUGCAGAGUCACCAAAAGUAUACACUAAACUACGUGCUCAACAAUGCCGAUUCUGGACACUAUUUUUUCCCAAAGUCUUGGAAAUGACAGGAAAUAUUGAUGAAGCAGAACGAGAAUGGAGAGCAGGAUUCUAUCGCUGGAACAAUUACAUGAUGGACUGGAAAAAUCAAUUUAAUGAUUAUACUAGCAAGAAAGAAAGCUGUGCAGGUCUCUAAUUAAUAGAUUUACCCUUUAUAGAAUGUUCAUUUUCCUAUAGAUCAAGGUAAAAAUAUCACUAGCUCUCUUACACACCAUGUAAGAAAGCUAUUAUACUGCUGAAAGAAAAAUGCCAGAAGGAUAAUAUCGAUUCCUCACAUCUUUCACUUAGUAUUAUACCUAGCAUUUCAAAACCCAAAUGGCUAGAAUAUGUUUAAUUAAAUUUCACAAUAUAAAGUUUGACAAUUAAUUUUAUGCAUAUUAAAAUGAUUUGUAGCUUCAAA
Messenger RNA from Neofelis nebulosa (Clouded leopard), 2213 nucleotides. It is a transcript of the gene BCHE, whose product is annotated as butyrylcholinesterase. Bases 18 to 1949 code for a protein of 643 amino acids. Gene Ontology annotation, biological process: acetylcholine catabolic process; choline metabolic process. Gene Ontology annotation, molecular function: acetylcholinesterase activity. NCBI's taxonomy places the organism in Eukaryota, Metazoa, Chordata, Mammalia, Carnivora, Felidae. The record is from RefSeq and is a predicted model, not a curated record. Gene Ontology annotation, cellular component: plasma membrane. The transcript has 4 exons.